CCGCCAUUUUAUACCGGGUGUUUUUAAACGGACGGUUGGAUCAGACGCUUACUGCGUGAACAAGCAGGGUCCUGAAUGAAUAUGACUUCAAAUGAGAAUGGGAAAGUGACUCAGGUUGAUGGAAGCAGCUGUGAUCGCCAGAGAACUGAUUACAGCUUAACAACUCUACACAAUAGUCACAAAUCAUACUGGGAUAUGAUAUUUGCACAUGUUAAAGAUGAACUCCCCUCCCUGGAUUCAGACUUUUCAUCAUCAGGUUCAGAAGAUGGUGAAGUUGCAAUUUUCCAGCGAGAAGCCACGGGGCUAAUUUCAUGCCUGCCAGAGGAUCUGAGAAACUUAACACUUGAAGACCCAGUUCUUGAGGAAAUGCUGGAAUCUGCAAGCUGUCCACCUGAGGCCUGGGCAACAGAGAACAGAGCAAAGACAUCUGAUGAUCAUGAAGACUUUCGGGGUAAGACUACCUGGCACUUGCAGAAUUUCAAUGGCAUCAAUGAUUGUCUGGAGGGUGAACUUGCUUCUUUCAGUGGUGAUUCUGCAGAUUCAACACCAUCUGUAGGUCUCAUCAAUGAUAGGAACUUGCUACACCCAGAGAUAGAACCUCAGUCUGCUGAAAAGGAGCAUUUUACAGAUGCAAGAGGCAGUGGUGGAGGAGACCCAUAUUCAUCCAGCAGGCAAAAGGUUAUUAGCGGCAAAGAACAAAAGAGCCUCAGGUGCCAAGCCAGUGGAGAUGGGAAGUUGGAUUAUUGGUGCAUCCCAACUCCAACUACUGCUGGGCUUCCGGAAUUAACAGCUGCAAGGGACUUUGUAAAAAAUAUCUUGGAAAGCACCUCACAGACUAUCCUGGACAAGGCAGCAUCUGAAAAGCACCUCAUGAACUCCAGUAAAAACCAAGAACUUGAAGGAACAGUAUCAGAGGAUAAGUUAAACAGUGGAGAUCCAAUGUCCAGUGGACCAUACACUCAGAACCCACCUAUUCUUUCUUUAGAGUGUGUGGAAGAGGCAUAUCUGGACGAAAUUCUCCGCAGCCUGCAACACAUCAAAGACCACGAUGUUGAUCGAAAAGACCACAGCCCUGAUGUGGAGAAUCUUGUCAACAGUUCUUGGUCUGGUUCAGUUCCCUCGCGUGUAAAAAGUGAGAACUACCUUAUGGAACAGCUCGCCUUGUUCUGCACUAAGCAGUCAGGAGCACCUAUCACAUUCAACAACCAAGUGUCAACAGAAUACUAUUCCAGCAGGGAGCAGUGGUCCAUGACUGAUGGAGACAGUACCAAUGGUCUAAAAGAAAUUCCCAGUCCUGAAGCUGUUUUGUGUUCACUGGAGACGGGAAGAACAAUACCCACGAAAGUUACCUCUGAGCCAAAAACUGUUUUCAUUGACCUUCGUAACUGGGAGCAGGAAAGAAACUCUACACAGAUAUGCUGCAAAAAUGGAAAAGAGAAGCUUACAUAUGUGCAAGAUGAAAGUUCAACUGACUCGUCCCUCGAGGAGGAUGACCAUGAUGCCAUGUCAUCCCAGAGCAGUGAUCGAGGACAAAAGUCCUGGCAUGAUUCAAGUGACUGUACGGGGAAAAGCAUGCUGCUUAGAUAUCUACGUAAAGGCUCUGUCAACUCCUCAAGAACCCCAGGAAAAGAUUCCAGUUGUGCCCUUGAGCAGCCAACUGCAACAGACAUAGAAACCAGGGUGCAGAAGAAGAGAAGAAAACUAAGGCCAGAGAGCAGCAAGACCAUCAGUGAACAAGAGAAAAUGUCUGGGGCUCGAGGCUGCAAUAUGGAGAGGGGAGGUCAGGAGGUGCCUAGUGCUCGUGGUGACCAGCUGACUGGCCGGUGUCCUUCAACAGUCACUGGACGGAGUGAGAAAGAGCAGUUGCAGGAAAAACACCAGUCUGCAAGUGAAAACAGCCUGAGUCUCGGGGCAGCUGACCAACAGACAAGAGAGUGCCACAGGAAGGAGCAGCAGAGCCGGAAGUGGCUUAACAAGCAACUGGACAGCCUGAAGCCACUGAGAUCUGUGACAGGGAAGCACCGAAGCGCAGAGGGAACACCGCUCCUAUUCAAUACGGAGGCCUCCUAUUUGCCCAACAUCCACACUUUGCCUGAGAAGGAACGAGAUGAAAAGCUUCUACUUACAGUCCAUCUCUCCAGCUGCGGCCAACUGGUCACAACUGGACAGCAGACGACCUUCUCACUGGACAGUGCAGUGGCUUCCUCCAGUUUAUACAAUGCCCUGGUAUCAUGGCUCCUUUCUCUGGUACCCACUCAGCUGCCUCCUGUGAAUCGACCACUUGGCGACAGUGUUAAGGCAAGGGCACCAUUUCAGGUGGUGGGUCUCCAACAAGUCUGGCAAGAAGAGGGCUUGGCUUUAUAUGCCUGUGUGGUACCAAAGUGUCAGAGCCUUGAUCAGAGCAAGCCCACAUACAGCAAGAGUUGGAUAAAUACGGUGAAGGAGAAAUUGCAAGAAACAUCCAUCUUCUACCAGCUCGUUGUGAACUUUUUAUCCCAGACAUCCCUGAGGGAAGUAAUCUGGUGGAGCAAAGAGCUGAAUGAUACUCUUCAAGGUCACAAGUUCCCUCCAUGGGUCUGCCUUCCUGCAACUCACCUCAACUCCAUGAUUUCUGUCGAGCCUGACUCCAAGGAUGUUCCGAGGAUAUUUGAAGCUGAGCUUGGGUUUUUCUGGCAGACAUUGGAGACAGAGGAAUGUUGUUGUUGGACUGCCACUGAAGAUGUGUGGUGUGUGCAGGAGCCUGAGGUCACCAUGGCCCUAGUUUUUGAGAAUUUAUUCAGUAAUCCUGUCGCCCUUCACCACACACUGCAGCUGACCUUUGGCUCUGGUAUGGAUAUCUGUGGCCUUCGCCUACUUUACCCUUCACCACUUCUCCUGGCAGAGAGUGCAGGAAAGCUUCCUUCUACUUACAAUCCUGAUGGUAAUACCACUCCCAGGUCUGUGUUGGCACUGGCACUGAGAGGUGUGAAUGCUGGUACACUGUGGACAGACAUCGUUGGGCCAUCUGACCCCCAGCUGGCCAUUGUGACAGACCGUCACUCCAUCAAUGCUCGUUACUGCAAGCAUCGUGAUGAGCCACUCCUUUACUCUCCCCACCAGGAGAGCCGUAUCCAGUGGGAGCUGUGUGUGUGGUUUGGUGGAAGGGUUCCUGAAAAUGGGAUUGUACAAGUUGGCGUUCAGAAUCCAGCCAAGAAGAGCAGCUUGAGUUCCAGAUCAAAUGCUCCUCGGUGUACCGAUCUCAGAGAGACCUGCCGACCACCUGCUACACUUGUGGCAACUGUUAAAGUUGACUUAUUUCUACUGGUGUCUCCUGUUGUGCCUACACGUUUCUACGGAGACAUAAUAUCCGUGUGUGUCAGGCGAGGAUUCAUUCUGCAGGGACUUCAACGCCUUCGCCUGUCUCUAAAGCAAGCUGAGAGCUUGGCGAUUGCAAGUGAUCAGAUCCCAGUGUUCUGUCAAACAGGUUGGUUUGGAGCCCUGAACUCUCAGCUGUCUGCUGCUGGCCCUUCCACUGCUCAGCUGCCCUACCCUUGCUUUCUGAUGCAUCUGAGGAAAGAAAAUGCAAGUCACCAGAUUGCAAGCUUAUUGACAGGGUUGGUGAGCGAGCUGGCAGAAGAGGGGCUCAUUGAAGAUGUGCGCAGCAGACUUCCCCCAGAUCCUGAAUUUGAGAUUCUAUCCUGUUUCCAUGUGACUCCCUACACCAAUCAAGCACUGCAGGGUUUAGGAGGAGUUUUCAGUGCCGUGCCCCAAGCUUCCAGUCUGGCUCUGGAUGAGCUGUAUAAAUACAGCAUCGUGUCCAACCCUGAACUCGAGCAAGUUGUUGUUCUCACACUAACGGGGCGCAGUGCUGUGAAAACUGCUGGGAGCUGCCUGCGAAACCUCCUGCGUCCUGUCUCAAACAAAAUUGGUGACAGUAAGGAGAAUGGAAGCUUUGAGCUCCUGGGGUUGAAAUGGCUGCCACAUCUGAGCCGAAACCAGGCCAAGGAGUUAACCCCCUACGAGGUAGGCGACCGACAUUGGCAGGAAAGCAUUGACUGCCUGGUAUCCAGCCCUGCACUCGUAUGUGUGCUCCGCCGUGUGGACGCCUUCAAUGCCUUGGCUGAGAUCCUCAAUGUUAGACAGCUCAAGGGAGGCAUGGACAACCUAGAGAAGGUGAUGUCACCAACCCCAGAGCUGGCCUUCAGACAAGCUGCUCUGUUCUUCACUAACAAGGAACUGAUAUCAGAUCCGAGUGCACGGCCUCUCCUGAAGUACCUGUCUCCCUCUCUGAGGUCGGGGAUCUCUGUGGCUGGUACUGAAACACAAACUGACAACAUGGAAUCCAUCUUCAGCUUCAUGCUUCUUGGAUCCCAGCCUCUGUUAACGUUGCUGGUUAUCAAACCCUCCACGUGGCAAAGUCAUCUCCCCAAGAUACUCCGUAGACUUGAUCUAGAGCACUUCUGUGUUGUUGGUUUGAAACUUGUCACCUUGGAUGUGGAAAAAGCUUCACUCCUCACUCCGUGUAGUGUUCAGCAGGACCCAGUCCUGGUGAAGUCCAGCAUUGACUCCCUCAUCUCUGGUCCUUUGGUCAUUCUGUGUCUCCAGCGAGAUAACGCAGUGAAAAAACUGCUGGACUUGCUCGGCCCUGAAGAUCCUCAAGAGGCCAGGAGCCUGGACCAGUUCCUUUGGCGAGGUCACUGGGGUACAGAUUUGCUCCACAAUGGUUUCUAUGCUUCCUCAUCCUUUGGAAAUGCAGUCCGCGAUGUGAAGGCAUUUUUCCCUGAAGGACUUUGUUGUGAGGAAUCAGAACUGAUGAAAGCUGAGAAGAUUGGCAGUUGUGUAAGAGACUGGUUCAUCAGCUUGGAGUUCCCACCGAGACGCAAGUUGGUCAAUUCCUUAGCCUUCUGUCACUUGGAUUCUGGAGCACCCAGCCGGAGCUCACAACAAGGAGUACUGCUGUCUCGAGCUCUCUGCCAGACCAUGUGUCUGCUGUUAGCUGCUCCGCUCAUCUGUAGCUGCCACCACCCCGCCUACAUUGAGGUGCUGGACCAGCUAGCCAGCUGUGGCUUCCAGGUCACCGGGGCAAGGAUGAGCAUCCUUGACCAGAUACAGGCUCAGCACGUGGCAAAGCUCAUCAGCGUUGUCAAUAUCUCAGCCACAUGUGCUCUGCUUACAAGCGGCCCCUGCCUGAUCCUGGCUCUGGAGAGGGACAAUGGUUUCUGCUGCUUUGAUCCUCUGCUGAAAAGCCUUGACUGGGAAAAACUGAACCUCCAGGACUGUCUGCGGCAUUUCAUCUAUCCCAGGACUGAGUCACAGGUGGAUCAGUUACUCAGCUGCCUGUUUGAGACCCUUGCUCCCUACAGUAUUCACCGGAUUGUGCCCCAAGACUCUGGGCUCUACAGGGGCAACACUUUUGACAACCGUGGCUCCAGUCCCUGACCCCACAAGAGGGCAAACAGGAGGAUCAACGUUAAAUCCCCUAUCUCAGACUUCUCAUUGUUUGAAUUUAUUUCCCCUCCCUAUAUUUAUUAUUCUGUAAUAGGUCUCUAACCAAGCAGCAAAAGAGCUUCGACAGUAACUUGUCAACAUUUCAUUGGGUAUGCUCACAUUCACUGACGCUGAUUUUCUCUCAGCUGGUAUCUGAUCGCCAAGCUCCUGAAGUAAUGCACACCCUUCUCCCUCCUUGCUGGCACCCUGUGUUUACUCAGCAUGGCGAGCUCAAACAGUUCCCCCCAGGUAAUAACUGAUGAAUGAGUAUAUCUAGUAAACACACAGACUGUGGAUCUCCAGCUACCUGUGGUUUCUAUAUGGAUGGUAUUCAAUUCAACUUCUCCAAGGCAGAGACAGAAAUCCAGUAAACAGCUCUAACAUCUUCAAGGAAAGGUCCUUGGGAGAGUCAGAAUGACAGGAUCACAAAACCUCAUCGUUCCACUUAUGGACAAUGGACUUUCCUCAUUUAGCUCAGUUCAAGGAACAGCUGAAACUAAACUGCCCGAGUUCAAUGGAGAUGAUCGCUGGCCAGCACAAGUCUCACUGGGGUGAGAGUUUGUAUUUGGUACAAAGAGUCACUGCAUCGGUGGACGGUGUGACACAGCUGGAGGUACCACAGUAUACAGCAGCCUUGUAACGCUGAAGCACCAUCCACAACUCAGUAUGGCUCAUGAACUUCCAUUUGUAUUGUACAAAGCUUAUUGUGUGUUAGAUUUAAUAUCUUACAACUAGAGCCCCAACUAAAACAUACAUGUUACUGUCACCUUAUCUAUAAGUUACAUAUGUGGGUGUGAGUGAUUCACUGCCUUGUGGAAAAUAAACUCUGGCACUUUACUUAUAAAGUGUGAGCUCAUUCUGUUCCGACUGAGGUGUGACAUUUGGUCAAACCCUUGGGAUGAGUGAAGUACAAAAACUCAAACCGAUCACUGUG
Molecule: messenger RNA, 6400 nt
Organism: Hypanus sabinus (Atlantic stingray)
Lineage: Eukaryota; Metazoa; Chordata; Chondrichthyes; Myliobatiformes; Dasyatidae
Product: dynein axonemal assembly factor 8
Exons: 32
Coding region: 76-5418 (1780 amino acids)
Molecular function (GO): dynein complex binding
Source: RefSeq, a predicted model, not a curated record